AUGAAAGUAAUUUCUACUAAAAAUUUGGAUAUCAACGAAGUAAUCAAAUAUUUCGAACAAGAUGUUGUUGUAAUUCCCACAGAAACAGUGUACGGUCUGGCUGCUUCAAUAAAUAACGAACAGGCUUUGAAAAAUAUUUUUAGACUAAAAAAACGGCCUAUAGAUAAUCCAUUGAUAGUGCAUGUAUCGUCACUCGACAUGUUACGAACAAUUAUUGAAGGCGAAGUACCAGAAAACUAUCAGAAAAUUAUAGAAAUUUUUUGGCCUGGGCCUAUUUCUCUUUUAUUUAGGGCUAAUAAAAAUCUAUCAAAAAAUGUUACAGCUGGGCUUAACACUGUAUUGGUGCGAAUGCCUGAUAAUAAAGUCGUGUUAGAUAUAAUUGAAAAACUUAACGUUCCUUUGGCUGCCCCGUCGGCCAAUGUUAGUGGAAAGCCAAGCCCAACAUGUGUUCAACAUGCUAUUGAUGACUUUGGUGAUAACUGUCCAUUAUAUUUAGAUGGCGGUGAAUGUAAAGUUGGACUUGAAUCAACAGUAUUUUCAUACAUCAAUGAGCCUAUAAUUUUAAGACCUGGUGGUGUAAAAAUUUGUGAGUUAGAAAAUAUAAUUUGUAAGAAGAUAAAUGUAAACUAUUUAUCUUUUACAGGAAAAAAUACUACAAUAUGUCCGGGCCAAAAAUAUAAGCAUUAUAGUCCUAUUAACAAGUUUAUUGUUAUAACAACUGAUACUAUUAAUUUAAAAGAGUUAAUUAAAAAUUAUAAAAAUGUUGGAAUUCUAUCGCAUUUUAAUUUUAAACCACAAAUUGAAAACGUUACUAUUUUUGAGUUAGGAAAUAAUUAUAAGGAAGUAGCGACAAACUUUUUUAAGGGACUAAGAAAGUUAGAUACAACUUGUGAUAUAAUAAUAACAAAAAGCUUACCGUUAGAAUAUGAAGGGAUGGCAAUUAUGGAUAGAAUGAAAAAGGCUGCGCAUCAAAUUUUAGAAUAA
Molecule: messenger RNA, 984 nt
Organism: Vairimorpha ceranae
Lineage: Eukaryota; Fungi; Microsporidia; Nosematidae
Product: translation factor
Exons: 1
Coding region: 1-984 (327 amino acids)
Biological process (GO): regulation of translational fidelity
Cellular component (GO): cytoplasm
Molecular function (GO): nucleotidyltransferase activity; tRNA binding; double-stranded RNA binding
Source: RefSeq, a predicted model, not a curated record